UGAUCCCGAGAUAGGAAAUUUUGUUCUGGAAAUUUUAGAGAUAUUGAUCUGCUAAACAUAUGAAAAAUCAAUUAAUUCGAAGAUAGUUUGAAGGAUUUUAUUUUGUUUUAUUUUAUGCAAAAUUUCAUUGGCUAAAAGGAUUAGGUGAUAUACUAUUUGCUGAAAAAUCACGUAAUGUCAUUUUUUAAAGCUGAAAAUUACAAGUUAGUAGCUUUUAAAGCAAAUCUUGGCAGGUAAUUGUGGUAAUAUUUUCUACUCCGAGCUUCAAAGAGCGUCUACUUAAUACAUUAUGUAUUCAAUGGUGUUUACUUUGUAAUUUAACCGGAAAAAAACAGCGAAGCAAAAGUGAAAUUUUUGUUCACUCGUUAAAAAAAUAAAUUUCACGUCGCUUCUUUUUUAUUACUCUUUUCAUUCUAUCAAAUUGCAGUAGGAACAUAUAUUUUUACCCCUUUCGCAAAAAAAAGGAAAAAAAUUAGCUGAAAAUUUUAUUAUUGGUGCAGACCGUUUUUUAAUAUUUCUUGUUGCCGGCCUGAAUUGCAAUUGCAAAUGAAAAAAUUUCAAUCAGAUGUCAAAUUACUAACCAACAUUCAUUAGUUUUACCUGGCAAUGAAGUAAUUCUCAAUUAUUAUUUGAUUAUAAAUUACGACCCAUUUCCCUGUUUAUACUUUUUCUCGUCAUAAUUUCUCUUCUUAGAACUUCAAGCAACAACAACUUUGAUACAAAUUUAAUCUAUUCCGUCAUUUAUCACAACGUUUUUGGUCAAAUUUGUUAUACUUUUUCCUGGGAUAAAGUUUCCUAUUUUUAGAACACUAACUUUGAGUUUCGAAAUCGUAUUGCAACUUCGCCUUCAACGGGGAAACUUUCAACCCUCGAUAACCAUAGUUAACAAAGUGUGCGUUGACUUUUAAAUUAUCUUUUCGAAAUCAUAUCGUAAUUUAGAUAGUAUAAAAAAAUCGAUAAGCAAAAAUUUUCUUUCGUUUUAGCUUAUUAUAAUAAAAAACGGACUCUAAUUAUUGCUACAUCUUGAAUAGCAAUAAAGUCUUUUAAUGUUGUUUUUAUUUUUCUAUAAAAAUCGCUAUUUUUAUUUAAUUUAUCUUUCUGCCGUAUGAUUUAUUUUUGAGCACGUUUCCUCGAGUUGUGUGACAGAAGUUUAGAUAUGGACAACAGCGGCACCAAAGCAGACAGUCUGAAGCCAGACACUUUGCAACUACAUCACCUGACCGAAUCUAGUUCGCUCGUCGAUACUCCGACAAGUUCAGCUGAUCGUCGUUUGAUUAUGUCGUCGGAUUUUUCUGAGCGUCGAAAAAGUUUCGUCAAUUCGACAGAACCGGAAAAAGAGUCGCCAAUUCUAGAAAGUUCUAGAAACAAUUCAACCUGGAUCAACGCAAUAGUCAGUGGCGUGAUUGCUCUUUUUUAUACUGGGCUGAUAAUAGUUUCAGUUUUAGUUUGCUUAUAUUCAAUUAAAAGCUUGUACAUUACGAGUAAUAUUCCAGUAACUUCGACUACAAUUGAAGAGCAAGACGAAGACUUUGAACCACCAGUUCUUCUGCUGAUGUUUGCGACUGACCGAGUGGCUGAGAUGUGUCACUGUCAGUACAAUUUCUUCACUGCUGACCUCACCAACUCAUGCGAAAUGCACGUGCUCAGAUCAAACGCAGAGAGAUAUCUGAAGGUGAUAGACCCCGAAACCCACCAGUUGAUGAUAGGUCUAAUCCAGGAUGGAUUAUAUGACAUGAGCUUGUUUGUGGAGACAUCUUUCCUCUAUUUUCAGGGGCCAUCCAACUGGCACAAGUUGGAAGUGUUGAAAGUAGACUGCGACCUGGAGCAGAAUCUGAACGGGACUACAAACUUGACCUUCGAGAGCAAACCAAUCGUGGAGUACCUCUUCCUACCCUCCUGGAAAGAAUUCAUGUCUCUGCCAGAACAGGAGCGUGACCUUGCAGUGUAUAGGCACCUGAGGGAACACCCGGGAAUGCGGUUCUUCCCUUAUGGGUUCGAGAACUUCGCCCUAAUCAGCCGCACGGAGAUAUGGGGGGUGGAGAGCACAUCGCCCGCUGUCAGGCUACAAACUGAGAUCAGUCUGUCUCUGAUUGACCGUGAGGGCUUCAUAGGGGCCAAGAACUCCUCCCGAUUUGUGGUUGAAGUGCAAUGGAAGGACGGGUUAGUCACGCAAGUGAAGAGUGUCAUCACAGCCACCAAGUGGAGUUCAGUCAGUGUUGUCUGCACCAUGCUUCUCAUGCUAGAAAAAGCCUAUGGAUAUGGGACGCGUAUCUACGCUUCAAUCAAAAGCGAACGAGAGAAAAAGAAGAUCCAGAAACAGAUGCGACAACAGCGCGAACUAGCCGAAAACACCUAUUUAGCCGAAAAAUCAGCCAAUGGAAGCCCGCAAUCACCGAGGAUGAAGAAAGAUUUCACAGGGUUCAGCAGCAGUCCGUGUAAAAAUUACCUUAACGGAAACUUAAAACCAAAAAACUCUGACAAUAAUGACCAUCUUAAUGACGAAAUUCUAAUACUCUCUAAUGGUUAUGCUAGCAAAGACGGCGCGUAUGAUAAAUUGCCAACAUACGAUACAAAAAUCGACGAAACAGAUAAUAAAUUUGAUAACUUGCCGAGGAAUGGCUCUGUGAGGAAAAUGCAAAACGAAGGUGAUGGAAAAAAUGUUCGUAAUAGGAAGCCAAAAGCAGAAAUAACACCGUUGAAUUUAAGUCGGCUUAGACGAAAUAUGGUCGAGAUUUCGGCCAUUUUGACUGAUUCUGGGAUUUCGCUGGAAGACCACCAGAAUCUGAAGUUAUGAACUGAUAUAAAUUAUCUUUCCCAAUUAUCUUUCAUUGAAUCAUCAUAAUGUUUGUUCCAUCCAGAAUAAAUUGAGUCGUAUUAGCUGAAAAAUUUAAUUUUUGUAUUCUGAA
Symsagittifera roscoffensis is the source of this 2906-nucleotide messenger RNA. Its product is annotated as proton-activated chloride channel-like. The record is from RefSeq and is a predicted model, not a curated record. The coding region runs from base 1157 to 2794 and encodes 545 amino acids. NCBI's taxonomy places the organism in Eukaryota, Metazoa, Xenacoelomorpha, Acoela, Convolutidae. The transcript is spliced from 7 exons.